AUGGCUAGGAUGGAAGCAAUGCUUGCAAACCUCUGCAAAGAAGUUGAAGACAUAAAGAAAUUCAAAGAAGAAGAAAGAGUGAACAUGAGCAGCAGAGGAGCAGCUCUUAAGAAUCUCGAGUCACAGGUGGGAUACCAAUCUCAAAAAAUCCCCAAAUCUACUGAUAGCUUCCCAAGUGACACUGAGAAGAAUCCAAGAGAAGGAACGCAAAAGGUGACAUGGGAAGAAUGCAAGGCAGUAAGCCUAGCAAGUGAGGAGGUUAGGGAAGAAGAGUUUGAGCAAAGGAAUGAAACUGCCCAAGAGAGAGAAUCACAAGAGAAACAAGAUCUGCAACCAUAUGUGCCACAAGCACCAUUUCCUCAGAGACUAAGGAGAGAUAUGUUUGCAUCUCUCAGUGUCAACAUUCCCUACCUCGAAGUCCUCAAACAGAUGCCUACGUUUGUCAAGUGGAUGAAGGAGCUACUAGCCAGGAAGAGUAACCUGAGAGGUGGCCAAACAGUGGUGAUGAACAAGGAAUGCAGUGCUCUCAUUCAGAAAGACUUACUCCUGAAGAAAAAAGAUCCAGGAAGCUUUCAUAUUCCCUGUAUCAUAGGAGAAACAAAAAUUGACAGAGGAUUUUGUGAUCUAGUUGCUAGCAUAAAUGUAAUGCCUCUAUCUCUUAUGAAGAAGUUGCAAGUCCAUGAGGUGAAAUCCACUAAUAUCAUCAUACAAUUGGCUGAUAAAACUCAGAAGCAGGCUGAAGAAAUAGUGGAAAAUGUGUUGGUAAAAGUGGGAAACUACUACCUCCCCACAUAUUUCGUUGUUCUGGACAUGGAGGAGAGCUACCUCCAUCCAACUAUUCUGGGGAGACCAUUUCUAGCUACUGGUCGAUCACUCAUUGAUGUAGAACAAGGAGAGUUGAUACUGAGUGUACAUGAUGAGUAG
Arachis ipaensis is the source of this 924-nucleotide messenger RNA. Lineage: Eukaryota; Viridiplantae; Streptophyta; Magnoliopsida; Fabales; Fabaceae. The record is from RefSeq and is a predicted model, not a curated record.